Messenger RNA from Pomacea canaliculata, 4236 nucleotides. RefSeq lists its product as uncharacterized. Lineage: Eukaryota; Metazoa; Mollusca; Gastropoda; Architaenioglossa; Ampullariidae. The record is from RefSeq and is a predicted model, not a curated record. Gene Ontology annotation, biological process: serotonin metabolic process; positive regulation of proteasomal ubiquitin-dependent protein catabolic process; protein polyubiquitination. The transcript is spliced from 6 exons. Gene Ontology annotation, cellular component: endoplasmic reticulum membrane. Gene Ontology annotation, molecular function: ubiquitin protein ligase activity; ubiquitin conjugating enzyme binding; metal ion binding. The coding region runs from base 199 to 2676 and encodes 825 amino acids.
CUUUAUUUUCGCCUUCGUCGCCUGAACAGCAACAUCGAUGGCGUGACCUCCUGCACUCUUACCAACCAAUAAUAUUGGCUUCUGCAUCGGACGAUAUUGAAAGUUAUUUUUACUUCCUCUCUUAAAGGAGUCUCUGGAAUACAUGCUUCAGUGCUGUCAGCAUACUGUUAAUAAUUUGUAGAUGAGUUAUGGAAGAAAAUGAGAAAGGUGAAAGUGAAGUGCAGACGGUGUUCAUCUUUCCUCCUGUCAGAAGAAUCACUUGUUGAUAUAGAUGCAACAUCCUUCAAUGUGAAAAGUGAGGAUGGCCAGCAGAUCUGUGAGGAGCAGGUGAAGACUCAUCUGUUUCUGUUGGUAGAUUUAUUACCUGAAUGGGUCACAGCAGCUGUAAUAAAGUCCUUAUACUCCAGUGGAAAGAUCACCUGUCCCAAGUGUGGCGGUCGCUUAGGCUCAUUCAAUUUUCUUCGGCAGGCCUGCAUGUGUGGUUGUGGGAAACGUAAUUUGUCUCCUGUGCAUUUUCUGAGAGAUCGCAUUGAUAUGAUGUACAUGGACUUUGCAGUGAAUACCAGUCUUUCUAGUGCAGGCCCCUCUCUUUUUCACCUCACGGGAGAGCUCACAAAUGUUGCUAGGAGUGCUGGUAUUCCAGUAGAGCUGCAGGAAGUGUUUUCUUUUAAGGAGAAACAUACAAGUUUUUCUGCCUUUUCGGAGUUGAAAUUGAACCCAGAGUUAAGUGAUAUGAUAGAGGAUUUAGAUGCAAAACAUUUGAAGGUUUAUAAAGAUUUGAAUGACAACACAAGCACAAGGGACAGAAUACAGGUUUUAGCUAGAACAGAAACAGACAGUGACAAAGCAGACCUAGGUCCACAAAGUCUUUCUGUUGCGUAUAGAUGCAGACAGCAUCACUCUUUUUCUGAUGACCAAAGAUCAGGAAAGAUCAGAACUUUGGAACAGGCUUGUGUUUUGCAGCAAAGCAGCCCUCUGCUUGAGAGAGGAGGGGGUUUAAAUAGAAGGAAGGAUGCAGACAUUGUAUAUGAAGUUCCAGCACUUUCUUGUGAUAUGGCAACUGGCAUGAAAAUUGUUCAGGGUCAUAGAAGUCCAGUGGCUUCAGAUGCUGCCUUGCAUACAAAAAAUCUGUCUAAAGAUACACUUCAGAGAAGUUCUGAGAAUAUUAACAGAAAGUGUUUUCACAGUUGCAUGUUUAGAAUGCACUUGCUUGAUGAUGAGGAUCAAAGUAUUUCUCCUUGCCAAAGAGAAUCACAUAAUAUGGACAGCAGCAGUGCACAUAAUUACAUGUGUGUAGGCACUGCAGUGCAGACCUAUGAAGAAAAACACCAGGAAAUGUUUCCUGCAAACCAAAAGCUGUUGUGUUCAGGUUCUUCCAUGGCCUCUACUUCAGAAGUUGAAAAAGAACACAGUUUAAUGUCAUUGUCUCAGUGUCUUACUUUUGCAGAGGGCAACUCAGAUGAAGUAGUUUGUCUGAAUGUAAUGCAAAAUGUAGCUACAGAUGAUGAGGUCUGCAUAAGUUCAUGCAGUAGUAGGUAUAAUGGUGGGCAUUCUGACAGGACUAGAGAAGAACUUACAGAGCAUACCUCUAGACAUGAUGUGGGGCCCUUGUUGCACAGUAUUAACGCACAAACAACCUAUUCAGAAAAGAAGGCAUCAGUCACUGAUUCAGAGCACACUGUGCAAGAACUACACAAAAGAAACAAAAAAAAGCAUUCAGCAUAUAAUGAUUGCAGUGAUCUGGAUUUGCUGCACAAGUGCCUUAACAAUGUGUUGUCAUCAUCGUCAUCAUCUGAUAAAUGUGCCUUCCAUCAGAAAAAUUCUCUUGAAGAUCGUGCAGACAUACACUGCUUCAAAGAAGAAACGGAAGAGUCAGGAGGAUUCAAAAGUGAAAACAGGUUCCAGGCUCUUCAGGAGGUUGAUUAUGACUAUGGAGCCAGAAGAGUUUCAGAAGUGGCAGACAAAACUGUAGGACCGAAAGGGGCUACUUUGAGAGAAAGAAAAACUCUUAAAGAAAGAAUGGAAGAAGCCAGAGUAACAGAGACAGUCAUCCUGGAAUCAGAAGAGGUUCCACUAGAAUUUACCUGUGCAGUUUGUCUUGAAGUUAUGCUAUGCCCUCACACUACCCUGCCAUGCAGACACGAUUUUUGCAGUUCUUGUCUGCGACAACUUGCAGUCAGCACACCAGUGGGUACAAAGUGUCCACUUUGUCGUGAGAUCAUUGUCAAGUGCAUCCCCAACACUAGACUCUCAAGAAGUAUACAAAUGAAAUACCCAGUUCACGUCAAGGCACGUAAACGGCAAGAAAAGCGCAGCUUCAGAAAUUCCCCUCUUCCUGGGAGCUUUCUUCCUCAGAACUUGCUUCAGCACCUGCGUAACAGUCACGGGGCUCGUGCACAGCUAGGCGCUUCCAGGCGCAAGCUGGUUUUUUUAGCAUUCAACAUCAUGAUUGUAAUAAUGUUGUCCACCAUUGGGAUGGUAAUCUGCCGGCAUGUCCUGGCAAUUGUUGAGGAAGCUCUGGAUACGAUAAUGGAGAAGCUGACUGGUGAGAAGCUAUGGUCUGAGUUUAUGGGUGUGGAGUCAAGGAUAGCAACAGUCAGCACCAUUUUUGUGCUGUAUCUUGUAUCUGCUUCAAUGGUGCGGUUCUUUAAACUCUUCAGACAAAUUGACAACUAAACGUAAAAAUGAUUGUGCAUUUAUACCUAAAUUUAUUACCUAAUGCUGCAUUGUACACUAAACGAAGUAGUUUUUUUAAUAAGCAUUUUUGUUUUGUUAAUUAUCAGAAUUAACAAGGAAUGUUUAUUUGAAAAUAACAGAUUAUGCUGAUUUUACGUAAGAGUGGGGUUUGUAAUUCUAAAGACUUCCAAUAAAGCGUGUAUACAGUUUUAGACAUAAGCAAGUUUGUAUAUAUCAUUGUAGUGGGAUGCUAUGUGUUGAAAUAAACUGAAUAUAAAACAGAUCCCAACCUAAAUGUCAUUGUGUGAAUUGACUUAUAGCCAUUGCCAGUUGUAGUGUCCAUGUUUGCCCAAUUUGUGAAAUUUGUUUCCAGGCUUUAUCUGUAUGUUUAUAAAUGCUUUUGGAGUGACUGCUAUCUUAUUGAACAAGUAUUUUAUACAUCUAUGUGAAUAUAUAAACUGCUCUUAAAGUUUACUAUCAGUGUUGACAAAUCUAUUUUGUGAAUAAAAUUUCCCACAAAAUCCAAAGCUGGGGGCUAUGUAACAUUGGAUGCAGAGAUGUCAGACAGUAAGAGGUCAUUGGUUGUAAUAUUUUGCAAUUUCAUUCUAAGGUAUUCGUGUAGCAUGGCUACAUCCUAGGCUACCUUUAUUUUUAAAGUUUCUGUUUCUGGCAAUCUUUAUCCCUAAUGAAAUUAGGGCAGCCCAAUGUGGUCCAGCUCCUGUCAGCAAUACGGUGAGGGUUGGCUGUCCUGGGUUUAGCACUCAUUAUAGCAUGCUGUUCUUUCUCUGCAUGUGGCAUCUGUUUACAGACCUGGCUGCCUUGCCUGAUAUAACUUAAGUUGCUGUCUUAGUGCUAACACCAAUUUUGUUACCCCCAGCUUCCAUGAAAUAGUUUGACUGUUAAAUUUCGGUUACAUCUUUUUCAUUUUUAUCUGUUUUGUUACUAUGCAUGCAAUCUCUAGUUCUGUAGAGUUUUAAAAUUUUCUUUUGUUUUGUUUUACACAUUUUUAUGCAGUUAGUGUUAGAAGUUCAAUGUUGUUCAUGAUUGCAUUGUCUCCCCUGUUAAGACUGGCCUCAGAUGUGAUAGAUGGUAUUGCUAUCAUCUGGAUAUUAUUAGUAAUACUGUAUAAGUUAUUCAUUUUCAAGCAUUAUCAGGUCUCAUUACUUGUUUGCUUUUGUAUGUGGAUAACAUCUUAGCUCUUGCAUAACAGACUGACAAAGUCUUUCAUAAAUUAAACGAUAGUUUAGAUGUUUUUCACAGCCGUGUGUGCAAGAAGUCAGGAUCCUUUUGAACAGCUUGUGUAUGUCUCUGGCAUAGUUUAAAAUGUCUUUUCAUAGAAUUCUCUAUUCUCUGAUUAAGAAAAUUUUUUAGUGAAGUGUACAAAAGGAAAGUUCUUUUUUUUUGUUUAAGCAUUCUGUCAAAGUGUGCUUUGUGACAAUUUAUGUCCAUAAGUCCAUAACUUAUCCUUCAUUAUAUUAAAGACUGUCAUAAAUUAUUUUCUAUUAGUUUUCAUUUCUAAAUGUUUUUAAGUUUCUAUGUUUUCAUUGAAUAACAUUAAGA